AUGAGCCUAAUAAUACCUUGGUACUUCACUAAGUCUUAUCAUCAAAGGAUUAUUAUACAGAUUGGAUUGCACUUUAUAAUUCGCCUGGAUCCCAUCGGUACCUUCGAAUGGAUUCUAGACCCUAUCUCGCACUUGGAUAUAGAGAAACAAACAGCAUUGCAUAAUCUGGCCUCAAACUGUGAUAUUAGCAAACCAAGUCUAGGAAGGCCAACCAAUGAGCCAUUUAAUCUCACACGUCUUCAGCUCUGGGUUCGCGGUCCACGUCUUCGGCUUCGUGAGAUGGCAUGUUUGGCAGAUGUUGCAUUGGGCCGAAAGGGUGGAGAUUUAGCCUCUCUCGUGUAUCAAUAUUCUCUGAGUGGCCAUCCUGAGAUCCGAACUGACAUGCGCCAUCUUCUCACAUGUAUUGCAAGUACUCUCUAUUUCGCCAUCGGGCAGUGGAUGUACGAUGGUCGCCUUGAUGAUCCAUGCCAAGAGUUCUUUGUUGCUGCCAAUCCAACUGUACGCAUUGAGCGGCUUUGGCACGACAAGUAUUGCCUUCGCAGGUCCAUGAUACCUAUGUUCAUCUCGUUGACUCAAGCUAAGAAGAGGUGUGGAUGGGACUCAUAA
Messenger RNA from Protopolystoma xenopodis, 606 nucleotides. The record is from the annotation of a GenBank genome assembly. NCBI's taxonomy places the organism in Eukaryota, Metazoa, Platyhelminthes, Monogenea, Polystomatidea, Polystomatidae.